GCCAGAGCCGAAGCCGGAGCCCGAGGCGACGCGAGCCGAGCGGGGAGCCGCGGAGGCUGCUGCCUGCUCUCCCGCCCGCGCCUCCGCCGCCUCCGCGCUCCAGCCUGCGGGUGGUGUGAGCCGUGGCCAGUCGCGGCCAGCCAGGGGGCAGCGGGUGCUAUGGCCGCGCCGGAGUCGCUGCGGCCCCGCCUGUGUCGCCUGGUGCGGGGCGAGCAGGGCUACGGCUUCCACCUGCAUGGCGAGAAGGGCCGCCGUGGCCAGUUCAUCCGGCGCGUGGAGCCAGGCUCCCCAGCCGAGGCGGCCGCGCUGCGUGCCGGGGACCGCCUGGUUGAGGUCAACGGCGUCAACGUAGAAGGCGAGACGCAUCACCAGGUGGUACAGAGGAUCAAGGCUGUGGAGGGGCAGACUCAGCUGCUUGUGGUGGACAAGGAGACGGAUGAGGAGCUCUGCCGGAGGCAACUGAUCUGCACUGAAGAGAUGGCCCAUCGAGGGCUUCCCCCAGCCCACAGUCCCUGGGAGCCAAAGCCUGACUGGGCCUGCUCGGGCAGCCUUGGCUCUGACACCGGCCAGAAGGAUCUCAAUGGGCCCCCAAGAGAGCUUCGUCCCCGGCUCUGCCACUUGAGAAAGGGACCCCAGGGAUAUGGAUUCAACCUGCAUAGUGACAAGUCCCGGCCUGGCCAGUACAUCCGCUCUGUGGACCCGGGCUCCCCUGCUUCCCACUCUGGCCUCCGUGCCCAGGACCGGCUCAUUGAGGUGAAUGGGCAGAACGUGGAGGGGCUUCGUCAUGCUGAAGUUGUUGCCAGAAUCAAGGCACGGGACGAUGAGGCCCGGUUGCUGGUGGUAGAUCCUGAGACUGAUGAGCACUUCAAGCGGCUGCGGGUCAUCCCCACGGAGGAGCAUGUAGAAGGUCCGCUGCCAUCACCAGUCACGAACGGGACCAGCCAUGCCCAGCUCAAUGGCGGCUCCGUGUGCUCAUCCCGAAGUGACCUACCAGGCUCAGACAAGGACAAUGAGGAUGGCAGUGCCUGGAAGCGAGACCCCUUCCAGGAGAGUGGCCUCCACCUGAGUCCCACAGCAGCUGAAGCCAAGGAGAAGGCUCGAGCUACUCGGGUGAACAAGCGGGCACCCCAGAUGGACUGGAACCGGAAGCGAGAGAUCUUCAGCAAUUUCUGAGCCCCUCUCUGCCUGUCCAGGGGCCCUGUGGUCUCUUCCCGCACGGACCUUGGGCCUUUGCAGAGCUCCCCAAGCCUGAGCAAGACUGGAGGGUGGUGUCACACCACCCAGAAAACAACCCAUGACCCCCAUGACCCCUUGUCUUGUCCUUUGGGUGCUGCAGCUGUCAUAGCAAGAUGAGAGAAGAGAGAAACCCAGAGGAAAGAGGGAAAGAGAGAGAGGGAGAGAGAGAGAGAGAGCCAGCUAGCCAAGACAGACAGAGAAACAGCAAGAGAGGGAGGAGCUAUGCAUGGUGGUCUGCCAAGGGCCUUUUGCUGUUCUGCUUCGGGCCUGCUGACUGAAAGGAAUUCAUGUUUUCGCUUUUUUUCCUAAAAGGUCUCCAGCUCCACAUAUGUUUCUGGUUAAUAGUGGAGCCCCUCCCCCAACCCCCUGGGGCUCACUCUAAAUAAUUGCAAUAAAACAAACCUUUCUCUGCAAACCCUUUCUUACCCACCCUGUCAGCAGCGCCAUCCCGAGCAGAGACCAGGGACUCCAGGGACAAGACAGCCAGGGGCCCUCAGGGCCAGCUGUGCCUGUAGGAGCUAUCCCUCUGUCCCAUCCCUCAUGUGGGAUGGUCCCUCGGCCAGGCCUCUCUGCCUAGCUAGUCCUGUGCUGCCUCCCACAUGCUGGGUUCUGGAAUGCAGAGCCUCGGCUCUGAGGGGCCCUGAGGAUAGGUGUUCCAUGACUCGAAGAGGGCAGCCUCCUGACAAGCCCCUUACCCUGUUCUGCAGCUCUAGGACCUGGAGAUGGUGGGUCUGUGUGAGCCAUUCCAGGUCUCAUCCUGGGCCUGGCCCCUGCCUUAUGCCUACCUGGCAUUUGCCCUCUGCCCUUUCCUCAGUGUUCUCAACUCCCUGAACUCACUUAUUGGCACUGCAGUCUGCCUCACAAGCCAUAGCGCACGAGCGCGCGCCCUCAAAUUAAACAGGCCUUGCCUUGAACUCUG
Molecule: messenger RNA, 2155 nt
Organism: Psammomys obesus (fat sand rat)
Lineage: Eukaryota; Metazoa; Chordata; Mammalia; Rodentia; Muridae
Gene: Nherf2
Product: NHERF family PDZ scaffold protein 2
Exons: 7
Coding region: 160-1173 (337 amino acids)
Biological process (GO): protein localization to plasma membrane
Cellular component (GO): apical plasma membrane
Molecular function (GO): protein-membrane adaptor activity; signaling receptor binding
Source: RefSeq, a predicted model, not a curated record